GUUCGCCGCCGCAGCUGCGGUCGCCACCAACGCCGCUGAGCGCGAACCAGAGCUGCUGCGGUCAAGCCUUCCGCGCCCGUGACUCAGGACCUUGGAGACCGAGUGUAGGGAGGGGCCGAGGAGGACGAGGAGGAGAAGGAAGAAGCCGGAGCUGCCAUGAGGGAGGCGCUAAGGGCGAGCCCGGAGGCGGUGCUGCGGUGAAGGAUGCUGACCGGGAGGCCCGGAGUCCGGAGCGCAGUCCCGAGACUGGGCACUGAAUCCUCGGACACCCGCGACAGAGCCCCCCUCAACCCUCGGUUGAGCGGCGGGCAUCACCGAGCUGGCGCUUACCUAAAUAUGAAAAUCCAGCUAGAGAAAAAUUUUGAAGAAGAGCGCCAAAUAUUACUACAGCAACAAAAAAUAUGUCGAAAUCGAGCACGUAAAUAUUUUGUGGAGUCAAACCGGAGAAAAAAAGCUUUUGAAGAGAAAUUAAAAGAACAAGAAGAAAAAGAACACCAAAUUAGAGAACAAAUACUUCAACAAAGAAAGCAGAAGUUUGAAGAAGUUACUGAAAAAUUCCAGCGUGCCCAUAUUCCUCUUUCACAGCAGAGGAGAGCAGUUUUUCAAAAACCUGUGCCUCCGUUAGAAGAGGCCCUCAAACAAAUUCAAGAAUCCAACUUAAAAUCAAAAGUAAACUUUUCCUCUUCCCACAGACCAGCAAUAAACUGGAGAGCUAUAGAUAAUGCCUUGCCUUCAUUGCUAUCAAAAAAUGACCAGAAGCAUCAGAAACAUAUUUUAUCCAAAAUCAAUUGUGAUAAAGAAAUAAAGGAAAAUAGCAAGACAAACUUGGCUACUAACAAAGAUGCAUUCCAGCUUAAAUUAGUGGAAACUCAGAAACUCCUAGAAGAUCAGCAUCUACGUAGUUUGCAAAAAUUUUGUAAUGAAGUUAAUCAGAUAACAAAUUCUGAAACCCUCUCAAGUAUAGACAGUCUUGAGGCUGGAGAACAUGAAGAAAUCUAUUUAACACUUACUAACAAGGAGCCUUCAACAUCAAUUCAGCAGAAUUCUAUUUUGCCCAAAUCCAUAAAUCUACAAUCAACUAAUCUAAGCUGCUUAGAUGAAGAUAACCUUUUAUUCUCUAAAACUCAACAUAUAAAUAAUUGGCUAGUAAAUUUAGAUGAUCCAAAUACUCAACCUGUCACACCUUUCUCAGAUAUUUUAAGUAAACCUAAUAGUCUACCUUCACGUGAAUGUUCUAAUAGUAAAGAACAAAAUCCAUCUGCUCUAUGUAGAACUGCGGAAAGAGCCACAAAUACUACUAAUAACUUAGUAGCCUUUGUAUGUAGUCCACCCAUAUCUGUACAUGAUAAAAACAGCAAAAAGGCCUCUGAAACUAGCACUGUGAGGACAGUUGACUCCUCUUCUGGGGCAUUCAAAAAAGAGAGACCAUUAGUUACUGAGAGCCCAACAUUAAAAUUCAGCAAAGCCUGUAACACUCCAGAUUCUCUAACCCAAGAAAUGGCUACAACUUCAGACCAAAUUAAAUAUUCUGAAUUAACUCAAGAAAAUAAAACUACUUCAAAUCCUACUUCAUUUUUACCUGUGGCAACAUCUUUAAUUUUGUCAUCUAAUAUACAAUCAGCUGAACCUUUACCAAAGAACAGUAUACAUAUAAAAGAAACCAACCCAGUGCAGUGUUCUGAUAAGUUAGGGGAAUUGAAAGAUGUUAAGGAUGAAAAGAUAAAAUAUUUUAAUUCCAAUAACGAAGACUUACCUUUAUUUACAGACACUUUUCCAGCUGCCUAUGUACCUCACAACUCUGAUUCAAAAGAUAAAAAACAGAAGAUUACUGAAAUAUCAUCAUCUAAUAUAAGUUCUAAUUAUGACUUAGUUGGUCAGCACAAGAAAAUGAAAUAUAAUAUUCAUGAGAGCAGUGUUAGGUUUCUUAAAAGCAUUUUAAAGAAAGAAUCUAAAUACUACAAACAUGAUUAUUAUAAGACACCAGUUAUAAAUCAAGGUUUUAAGUUAGGAAAUCAAAAAGCAGGAGCUAUCAGAGAUAGUAUUGAAUUAACAAAAGAAAAAGGGAAAAGUGUAGAAAUUCCAAAGACUAUUAAAAAACUAAGGUGGUUUGAUGAAACUGAAGAUAAUCAUUCACUGGAGAAUGGACCAGAAAUAUAUCAACAGUGGUCUCAACCAUUCCACAUUCAAACUAAUAGUGGUGUUGCCAGCAACAUAAUUAGGGUCCCUGCUUGUGCUGUAAAUUCUGCUAAUAGAACAAAGCCCAAGGAUGAUUCUAUCUCUGAAAAUGUUAAUUUAGGAGGAUUUGGAACAAACCAUGUGUCUUUGAACUGUUUUAUACCUUCAGAUUUUAACAAUGCUAAACAAGCCUGGCCAGCCUCAAAAAGAGAAGAAAGUAAAGCUCCUGUACAUCAUGGUGAUUCUGAAACUCAGAAAGCUAAUCUACAAAGAGGUAGAGCAAAGGGUAUUAGCACAAAAUCUGCUCAAGUCCAAUCAGGGUUUCUGUAUCCAAACAGAAAAGGCACUGUCAUUCGAGCACAGUCUGCAGGCAAAGCCAACACAUUGUCACAAGCUCAGGGUAAAUUAAUUGUACCUCAUCCUCCUAAACCUCCACCAGAUAUUAGUAGUGAUAAAAAUAUACAGGUGUCUCAGUGUCAAUCAGAAAUGCCUAAAAAUUCUCAAAACGUUAUUACAAACAACUAUAUUAGUUCAAAACAUGUGCUUCUAACAGAACACAAGUUGAAUCAGUGGAAUAAAGAAAGGAGUCUUCCAUUCUCACAUGUUUGUUCUGACUCAGUCACUGUGAUGCCAUCUCUAUCAUAUUGUUCUUCUGAGUGCCAAACUUUAGCAAAAAUAAAUCAUUCAAACGGCACUCAAAUCAUUGCCCAGCAGGAUGGGACAUUAUAUUGCACCCAAAGAUGUCCUGUUUAUGAAGAAAAUCAUCACUCUGCGGCUUUUAGAUCUACUAAAGAAAAAUAUGUUCCCUCGUGGAAAAGACAGCAUAAUAUUCUGGGUCAAAAUGAAAAGGCUGCUGAUUCUACUGUUAUGAGAAGAAAACGAAUUGUUGAAAAUAAACAGAGAAAUCUUUUAGAGCAAAAAAUACAAAACCCUGGAACUGUAGGACACAAGUACAGUGAACAAACGAAUAAUUUUGGACAAAGUAUCCAGCAAAAUUCAAGUGAGCCAAAACAAACUAAAAGGUGUACUUUAGAAGAAGUUUCAGACAGUACUUCUGAGUUUCUGAUUGCUGAAAACCUAGUAAAAUCUUCAGCGCCUGAGAAUGAAAUUCUAACUAUCAUGAGUAGCAAGCAGCUACAGAAACCAAAUCUGGCUUUAAAUAAUACCCAGCAACUGGACAUUUGUGCAAUAUCAACUGAAGAACAGAAGAUCCUGCAGUCCCUUAAUCGUCUCAAUGAAAGGUUAUACAAUGUACAAGAAACCAUUUGCAAAAAUCCAUCCAUCAAAAAUACCUUGCAAAUAACACCAUUUCUGAACAUACAGCCAAGAACCAGUCUGUCUCCUGACGUUGGAUCCAGAUUGCAGAGAAAAUACUGAUGAAAUAAACAGUAACUAUAAAUGGAAUCAUUAUUUUUGAGAA
Messenger RNA from Molossus molossus (Pallas's mastiff bat), 3595 nucleotides. It is a transcript of the gene CEP126, whose product is annotated as centrosomal protein 126. Bases 205 to 3552 code for a protein of 1115 amino acids. Gene Ontology annotation, cellular component: midbody; ciliary base; centrosome. The record is from RefSeq and is a predicted model, not a curated record. Lineage: Eukaryota; Metazoa; Chordata; Mammalia; Chiroptera; Molossidae. Gene Ontology annotation, biological process: mitotic spindle organization; cytoplasmic microtubule organization; non-motile cilium assembly. The transcript has 11 exons.